Messenger RNA from Calliphora vicina (urban bluebottle blowfly), 762 nucleotides. RefSeq names its product transmembrane protein 50B. The transcript has 4 exons. Gene Ontology annotation, biological process: late endosome to vacuole transport via multivesicular body sorting pathway; protein targeting to vacuole. The record is from RefSeq and is a predicted model, not a curated record. NCBI's taxonomy places the organism in Eukaryota, Metazoa, Arthropoda, Insecta, Diptera, Calliphoridae. The coding region runs from base 76 to 534 and encodes 152 amino acids.
CAUUAGUCAACAACAAAGAGAAAAAAGGAAAAAUUUGCGAAUUUGUAAAAUUUGUGUUGAUAUUUACUAUUAAAAAUGGGUAUAUUGGAAAAUAUAAAAUACUGGUUCACAUCGGAGACAGCCCGUAACAAAAAUGCCUCCCUAAUUGCUGGAUUAUUGUUCUUUGCAGGAUGGUGGACAUUGAUUGGAGCUAUGACAGUCGGUGAAAAAGCUCAAAUUACCACGGGCCAAGUGUUUAUUGGAGUCUUUGGUACGUUAAGUUUCUUUAUGGUUAACACAGUAAAGAAUUCGCAUAUAUCUGAGGAUAACACGUCUGAAUCCGGUGCAAGGAUUGCUAAAAUUUGGCUUUUAAUAGGUUUUGUUAUGGGUUUUGCUUCCAUUAUUGCUGCAGUUUGGGUAAUGAUUGAUGACUUCAUUAACAACCCUAAAAAGGACUCCAGUUUAGGUGUGGCUUUGCUUAUGCAAAAUUUUCUGAUAUUAUUUGCCAGUCUCACCUAUAAAUUUGGACGUGAUGAAGAAAUUUGGGCUGAGUAAAUACAAAUGCAAUAGAAAUUCAUAUAUCGUAAUGAUUUCUUUAAACGAAACAACAUAACUAACAUUUUGCAAAAAGUCUAAUGUAAUUGGUAUAAAUGUAUAAUGCGUUAAUUAAAAAUUUCUUGUAUGCAUAGGAUUUUAUAAUAAAAAAACAACAAAAUUAAUAUGAAUGUAAUCUCAUUAUAAUUGAUAAUCCCCUAGAAGUAUUAAAAAUAUUUAAAGAAACCA